Molecule: messenger RNA, 1498 nt
Organism: Nymphaea colorata (pocket water lily)
Lineage: Eukaryota; Viridiplantae; Streptophyta; Magnoliopsida; Nymphaeales; Nymphaeaceae
Product: photosystem II stability/assembly factor HCF136, chloroplastic
Exons: 8
Coding region: 111-1325 (404 amino acids)
Molecular function (GO): protein binding
Source: RefSeq, a predicted model, not a curated record
AGUGGCAACUCCAGACUGAGCAAUCUCGGAUAAGAGAGAGAGAGAGAGAGAGCGCAGGAGCAGUGGAGCAAGAAGAAGGAGGAGGAGGAGAAGACCUGACCGGAGCCAGAAUGGCCACCAUCCUCCACAAUUCCCCCCCUCUGAAGCGCGGGCUGGAAGCUAAUCACCCUCCCAGAAGGCACCGCCCUAUUCCCUCCCGUCUCCUUGUCCUCAGGGCCGCCCUCCCCCCACCCCCUCCAUCCUCCAACCGGCGGCAGUUCCUGACGGACUCCACCGCGGCUGCACUCUCCGUGGCCGUCGCUCCCCUGGUCGGCUUCGGCAGCGGCAGCGAUCGUGCUGCGAGGGCGGAGGAGGGGCUCUCUGAGUGGGAGAGGGUGUACCUCCCCAUUGACCCCGGCGUCGUCCUUCUUGACAUUGCGUUUGUUCCCGACGAUCCGACUCAUGGUUUUCUUUUGGGCACAAGGCAAACAAUAUUGGAGACAAAAGAUGGCGGUAACACUUGGGUUCCUCGAUCAAUCCCUUCUGCCGAAGAUGAGGAUUUUAAUUACAGGUUCAAUUCUAUUAGUUUCAAGGGGAAAGAGGGAUGGAUUGUUGGGAAACCAGCAAUUUUAUUGUACACUGCAGAUGCAGGAGAAAGUUGGGAAAGGAUACCAUUGAGUGCUCAGCUUCCUGGAGAUAUGGUGUAUGUAAAGGCAACUGGGGAAAAGAGUGCAGAAAUGGUUACGGACCAAGGUGCAAUUUACGUUACAUCAAAUAGGGGGUACAACUGGAAGGCUGCUGUCCAAGAGACUGUUUCAGCAACACUUAACAGAACUGUAUCUAGUGGUAUCAGUGGAGCAAGCUAUUACACGGGAACUGUCAACUCAGUAAACCGAUCUCCUGAUGGAAACUAUGUUGCUGUGUCAAGUCGUGGAAACUUUUAUCUCACCUGGGAGCCUGGGCAGCCAUACUGGCAACCCCAUAACAGAGCUGUUGCCCGGCGAAUACAAAAUAUGGGCUGGAGAGCUGAUGGUGGACUUUGGCUUCUUGUACGUGGUGGGGGACUAUAUCUCAGCAGAGGAACUGGUAUCACGGAAGAUUUUGAAGAAGUUCCAAUUCAGAGUCGAGGUUUUGGCAUUCUUGAUGUUGGUUAUCGUUCUAAGGAAGAAGCUUGGGCAGCUGGAGGCAGUGGUGUUCUCUUGAGAACAAAAAAUGGCGGUAAAACAUGGAAUCGUGAUAAGGCUGCAGACAAUAUUGCAGCUAACCUGUACUCAGUCAAGUUCAUUGAUAGCAACAAAGGCUACGUACUGGGGAAUGACGGCGUGCUGCUCCGGUACCUUGGCUGAUCAAGCUGGUGUCGUAUAUGUGCAUUCAUUGCUUAUGUAAUUCUUUUUGUAAGAAAUGACGUCGAGGCAUUCUUCAGUCCGUUGAUCAAGAAAUAUAUUAUGUAUGUAAUAUAACAAGACAAUUAUGCAUGUAACGGUGUUCCAUCAUUCAAUCUUAUGGGCGGUAUAUCCUA